AUGAAGCCGACUGGCCCCAGCAGCGACGCGUCGACGGAAGGAAACGGCAGCCCGCGAGGAAAAGCGGCAGCCUCACAGAUUCCCUAUCGCGACUUCCGGCUCCCGAGCACUUGUUGGCGGGGGUCCGCCAUGUGCGGGGCAAGAGAAGUGGAAAGGCAAAAGCAGCCUUCACUUCAGACGGGCCGUGUGGUCGCAGCGCGUUCUCCGAGAUUGGCCGAGGCUUCCAAGCACGCGGUUAUUUUGUUGGGAGGCGCGGAGCUUUGUUCGUUGAACUCUUGCCGCCUCGUAGGCAGAAGUUCGGCACGAAGGGCACUCCUCCGUCAGUGA
Messenger RNA from Podarcis lilfordi (Lilford's wall lizard), 327 nucleotides. Lineage: Eukaryota; Metazoa; Chordata; Lepidosauria; Squamata; Lacertidae. The record is from the annotation of a GenBank genome assembly.